AUGGCGUUUCAUCUUCCUUCUAUUUAUCUGGAACGUCGUUGUGUUCGUCCAUUCUCAGAACGUUUCAUUACGUAUAACUGUGAUAUUAAGAUAGAAGCCGCUGAGGGAUUGAUUUUACGUAUAUCUGUGGUAUUCAUGGAUACAGCAAAAAGCAUAACAGCGAAGAAACUUAUUCGCCUCAUCGGAAUCAGAUCAAGAUAUAUAAGUUUGAACUGCGGGCUUCCAGAAGGAUCGACUUCCCUUGAUGAAAUAGGCUACACUUACACUUCAGAUCAAGCCUACAUCGCGUCCGGGGAAAUAAAAGAAGUGGCCACUCAAUUCGCAAGCAGUCCAGUAAUGUACCAUACGUUAAGGUCCUUCCCAAAUUACAGAAGGAACUGCUACACCUUGACACCGGUGACUCAGGGGAAGAAGUACCUGAUUCGAGCUUCUUUCAUGUAUGGCAACUACGACGGCCAGAACCUGCUGCCCACCUUCGACCUCUACCUGGGAGCCGAACCGUGGGACACGGUGAAGCUGGAUAACGCAAGUCACAUUCUGUGGACUGAGAUUAUCGCCGCGGCACAGUCGUCGAACAUAAGCGUGUGCCUCGUGAAAACUGCCGGAGUCAAUCCUUUCAUCUCCGGCCUGGAGCUUCGUCCUGCUGAUGACAUCUAUAAUAAUACCCAAUGGCCUAGUUGGCUCAAAACCUACAUGAGGAUUAAUGCUGGUUCAAAUGGACCAUCCAGGUUUAAAGAUGACACGGCCGAUCGCACAUGGACUUCAGAUUACGGCGGGUAUGGACUUCCCGUCAACACCACUACUAGAAUAGAGAGCACUGGCUUGUUCCGGGUACCAUCCAUGGUCCUCCAAACUGCCGAAUACUCGAAGAGCGGCAUUAAUAUCCGUUGGAAACAAGCAGCAAAGGGAGAGGAAUACCUUUUCGUCCUUUAUUUUGCAGGGAUAGUGCUAAACCGACAAGAUAACCUGACCCUAACUAUAAACGAGCAACAACCACCCUUUCCUUUUGAUGUUCCUUACAUGGACUCAAAUCCAGUUUUCUCAAAUACGCCAUUCGAUUUUGAAGAUUAUUUGAUCACUCUCGCCGGAGCAAAUCUUACGAGUGUCCCUAUCAUCAAUGCAUUUGAAGUCUACAAGGUGUACGAACCCGCUGGUGGGGCAACUUAUGGCCAAGACGUUGAAGCGAUCACUGGAAUAAGAGAUUACUACAAAAUCAAGAAAAACUGGGCCUCUGAUCCUUGUCUUCCCGAGCUGUAUCCAUGGGAAGGCGUCAACUGCAGCUAUGGGAAUCCGAAGUCGCCAACAAUCACUGGCUUGGAUCUUUCCAACAGUGAACUACAGGGCUCAAUAUCCACUGAGUUUGAAAAGUUAAUAUCUAUUCAAUCACUGAACUUGUCAGGGAAUCACUUGAAUGGUUCAAUACCAGAAUUCCUUGGAACAAUGAAAAGUCUGCGGACGCUAUUGAUUAAAAAAAACCCCAUGUACAGGCUGAAAAACAUUCGCCUGGAUUGUCAUGGCCCUGACCCUGACCCUGUCCCCAAGUUGGUGAUCGCCAUUUGUGUUCCUGUAGCCGUCGUCCUCAUAAUUAUAGCGAUCAUCUGUAUUGUCCUUUUCAAGAGAAGGCAUCGACACACUAAUAUACCGGCGCCACGUCCAACACCAGUAGUUCCGGUUGUGCCACCUUCGCCAAUACCAGUACCAGAAGUUCCGAAUGCGCCUCCUCCAGCACCAGUACCAACAGUUCCAGUUGCGCCACCUCCUCCAGUUCCAGGACACGAGAACAGGUUCAGCUACAGUGACAUUGUGCAGAUCACCAAUAACUUUCGAACUGAGAUAGGUAAAGGAGGGUCUGGAACUGUUUAUCUUGGACAACUGAGCCAUGGCCGUCAAGUGGCAGUCAAGAAAGUUACAAGAACAGAGGCGUUAAGAAGCAGGGAAUUUUCUGCAGAGAUUGCUGCAUUGACACAAGUUCAUCAUAGAAGUUUGGUGUCCUUCGGUGGAUUCUGUGAGGAAGGGGACAAUAUGAUGCUCGUAUAUGAAUAUAUGGCUGGAGGAAACCUGAGGGAGCUAUUGUCAGAUAAGACGGAUAACAAAUCUAUGUUCUUAACUUGGGAUAAGCGACUCCAAAUGGCAAUAAGUGUUGCUACAGGUCUUGAUUAUUUGCAUGCUGGUUGCAAUCCGCCAAUAAUUCACAGGGAUGUGAAAACAAGCAAUAUUCUUUUGGAUGGAAACAUGGAAGCAAGGCUGGCAGAUUUUGGAUUGUCUAGAGCCAUUUAUGCUGAAAAUGAACCUGUAUCCACUCUUGUUAUGGGUACAACAGGAUACAUAGACCCAGAGUAUUACCGCACGGGAAAACUAACAACAAAGAGUGAUGUUUUCAGCUUCGGUGUAGUUCUUUUUGAGCUCAUAACUGGUCGUCCUGCUUUCUUCUCUGAAAAUGGAAUACCAACUAGCGUUGUCCAAUGGGCAAAAACAACUAUACAAUAUGGAGAUUUUCAUAGGAUCAUCGAUCCUAGACUUAGAGGACAGUAUGACGCCGACUCCAUAUGGAGUGUUAUAGAACUUGCUAUUGCAAGUUUGCAGGAGUCAGGCGAUAGGAGGCCUACAAUGCAUAAGAUUGUUACUAAACUGGCAGCAGUUAAAAAUAAAGAGAAACGUCUACUUGGAAUUGGAACUCCUACUGCUGGAGAGGGAUCGACGCCAUCUGAAUUUUUAAUGGACUCUACCACAUAUGUGGAAAUAGAAACUGCGCCUAAGCCACGGUAGUAGAAAAUGGCAUGUGGUCACUAAGCCUACAAUCAGAUUAGUUUCUGCUGAAAAAGCAUGGUACUUCUAGAACAGACUUCACUCUGCUGUGUAUGGUAAAAAGCUCUGUUACAGGCUCGGUUUUACCAUUUGAUUCCUUCUUUUGCUUUUGCAUGUUAUGUUUAUCUACAGCAGUGCAGGUGAAAUAAGAGGAUUGUGUAAGGAUGUGCAUGGAGAACUAGAGGAGAGUCUCUGUUUUCUUCAGUUUAUACUUCGAUACAGGGUUGGAGUUGGAGCAUAUAUGAAACAUAGACUAUUAAAAUGAUACUUGUGAAAGGAUUUCGUUUCUGAUGGUGUUGAGCAUGGAUGGGUUUGUACGCGUUCUUCUGUAUACUUAAUAAGCUCUUGGAAAUACUUCUUUUUGCCGUAUUGAAUGUACUGGUCUUUUGUUUCUGUGGGGUGUUUUCCUCAUUGUAUGUUUACUGUUGGCC
Molecule: messenger RNA, 3236 nt
Organism: Nymphaea colorata (pocket water lily)
Lineage: Eukaryota; Viridiplantae; Streptophyta; Magnoliopsida; Nymphaeales; Nymphaeaceae
Product: probable LRR receptor-like serine/threonine-protein kinase At1g05700
Exons: 13
Coding region: 1-2766 (921 amino acids)
Biological process (GO): protein phosphorylation
Molecular function (GO): ATP binding; protein kinase activity; protein binding
Source: RefSeq, a predicted model, not a curated record